GCAGGAGUGGAACUGAUGAAUGAAUGGAACACGCUGAUUUGCAUCCCUUCCGGCUUCGGGGGUUGCGGCCCGAGUGGAAACAAGCCGACAGCUGUGGACUGGGCAGACUGGUGUUACGGUCCUCCAUUCACCUGGGGAAGUAGAUACUGGGAUGGCACCCCACAGAUGGCCUAUGACUUUUAUGCCAGAACUGCCAAGAUGAUCAAGCGGCGCUAUCCUGGCAUUCAGGUUGGUGGUCCUGCCUCUGGUUUCUCACCCAGCUUCUUCCUUGGAUCAAAGACUUCCUGAGGCACGUGAAGGUCCAGGGCGCGCCACUGGAUUUUUUCAGCUUCCACUACUACGGCCAAGGCCAGGGGCAAUCUACGGACAUGGCAUCGAUGCCCGCGGCCUACCAGAGCUUCCUGGACGCCAUCGCCUCCGUGGGAGGUUUUGGCAGCGUGCCUGUGGCCAUCACGGAGUACAACUCGCCGUUUGUGCUGGGAAACAGGAGCGCGUAUGUUGGGUCCCUGGCGGGUGCUGCCGAUAACGCGGCGAAGAUGGCGUUUUGGGUGACACAGCCCAGGAUGCACGCAGCUUUCCUCUAUCAGGGGGUUUCAGGCGCCUUCGAAGCGAUGAAUCCUUAUAGCUUCCCCUUGGGCUGCUCCGCCACGGUGAAGGAGCCGGCCUCCAACUGCAGCGCCUGCGGCGCCGGGCUCCAGGCCGCGCCAUUCUUCGUGGCGCCCGCGCGCCCGGACUUGGCGCCGCCGGCUCCCGCGAGGAGCCCCCACUGCGGCUGCGGCCCGCAAGAUCUGCAGUGGAUGAACAGCGAGGGAGCAUAUGGCGCCACAGGAGUGUGGGACUCCAGUUGCAGUUGUCCGUUGGGCUCUCUUCAGGGCUGCAGGGGCUGCGACAACUUCCACUGCCAGUUUGGCCCAGCCCCGGAGAGCGGCAUGGGCGCCAUCUAUGCAGACGGCCUUCGCACCCCCUCGGGUGUGCUGCUGAGCAUGCUGCGAAGUGCGCAGGCGAGCCGAGUGGUGAAGAUGUCAGGAGUGGAGAUGUUGAAGGCCAAAGGCGUGUACCCUUUGGCUUGGGAGGAGUACGGGCAGGCAGUGUUGCUGCUCAGCAAUCCUUCCCCAAAUUCUAUCCAUGGACUGCCCUCAGUGGAUGAGUUGAUACCGACAGCCCGCUGGGUUUGGCAAGCCGUUCGUCUGGCACAGAGGUCAAAAGACUCAAAGGAUAUCAGUGGCCUGGAUGGCUUUGAUUCCCCACUUCCGUUGCUGGGCUACACUCAGGAUGCGCCAAGGUUUAAGGGACCGGCGCGCCAGAAGCUGGGCCCUUUAGAGGCUUUCCAAGUUGUACAGCUUUGGGUCUCCUUCGCCGGCUGUGUCUCGGCUUACGGGGGCGACUAAUUUGAACUUUUGGUUCCCUGGAACACAAAGGCUUUGCCAAAGCGCAGCCCUUAGGUGAAAGUCUCGAAGUUUUAAGAG
Effrenium voratum is the source of this 1466-nucleotide messenger RNA. NCBI's taxonomy places the organism in Eukaryota, Dinophyceae, Suessiales, Symbiodiniaceae. The record is from the annotation of a GenBank genome assembly.